CGCUACUGGGAUAGCAGCUUGGACAUCACUGAUCUCAGUGGUCACGAUUUCACGAUCUUCAAGCAACUCCAAGGAAUGUUGGGAAUCGAGAACAUCUCAUUCGAGACUCUUUCUCGUUUCAAUGUCCGUGUUCAUACGGACACCUACGGACAACCGGCGAUUUUGUUCCCACGCUACCGUGGAAUGACAUCUCGUCUUCGUAUUCCCAUGGGAUUAAAGUUAAUCCGUAAGGUUGGAGAUCGGAUGGAGAAGGAAAAUUAUCCAUUGCCUGAUGAAACUUCUGUUCGUCAAAAGUUCAGUGGCGUCUUUGGACUCCAUAUGGCAACUUUGUCCGAUCGUAGUGUUGUGAUCACUACCAACGAGCGUGAUGCCCUGGCUAUCUACGAGGCCACCAAAGCGCUAGUAUUUGCUCUGCCCCAUGGGGAGAUCAUGGACCCACUAGUCCUACCUUACUUGGAGGAGUUUGACAAGAUCUACUUGUGGUUCCCAAUUCAACAUGUAAGCUAUGCCAAGGACUGGGGAAGUGCGUUGAACACUCUCAAGUGCCUUCUUGUCAAAAACGAGGAGCGCCCCAUCGAGUUGGUCCGGAACGGAGACCAUCGUCUUAUCCGCAACUCACUCUCUAACUCGGUUGUUCGUAUGCGUGAACGUGGUUUCCGCUCAAUGACAGAUUUGGACAUGCGUGAGGGAAUCCGUUCCGAUCUUCUGAACUCGACAAACCGAAUCGUUGGAUUCGGUCAAUGGAAACGUUUCGGAGUGCUGAACAAGUACCUCGGAGGUCUUCGCCCUGGAGAGAUGACCGUUUUGACUGGAGGAACUGGAAAUGGAAAGACAACUUUCUUGUGCGAAUACUCACUCGAUCUCUUCACUCAAGGGGUUCGCACACUUUUCUGCAGUUUCGAAAUGCCGGAGAAAAAGAUUCUCCACUGGAUGUUAGUCCAGUAUGCCGGUCUUACUAACAUUUCUCGUGUCUGCAGUCCAUCACAUCUUCGAAGCCUCGCGCGCACUAACUCGUAUAAAAAUGGCAUAAAACUUCCUCUUCAUCGUGUCGAGUACAGCAAUUCUAUCAACUCGUGGCUUGAUAGAUUCGAGCGUUCCAGCUCUGCAUUGACAAUGCUAGACUCUGAGGAGUUUAUGGAAAAGUCGAUUAAUGAAAUCGCAAGGGCUAUUCGAAUCCACGUGGAGAAUAGUGGAAUCCAGCACGUUGUCAUUGACAAUCUUCAGUUUUUGAUCAAUCAGGGUAUGAUGGCCGACGAGAAGUCUAGCGGCUUGGAUCGCUUCCACCUCCAGGACCGCUUCGUUGGAUACAUGCGCCAAUUGGCUACCCAGAACCAAAUCCACAUCACUAUGGUUGUUCACCCAAGAAAGACCGAUGGAGACACUGAGAUUGACGUCCAGCACUUUGGAGGAUCCGCUCGAGUCACCCAAGAAGCCGAUAACGUUUUGGCCAUCCAGCGGAAACGCGAUGAUCGUGAUCGCUCAAAAUUCAGAAAGUUCCUCUACAUCCUCAAAAACCGCUACUAUGGACGUCGAGUGGAGAGCGAUCAACUCGAGAUGGUCUUCAACCCAUCUACCUACUCUCACACCGUUGUCGAGUUCCCA
Messenger RNA from Caenorhabditis briggsae, 1602 nucleotides. Gene Ontology annotation, biological process: mitochondrial DNA replication. Gene Ontology annotation, molecular function: 5'-3' DNA helicase activity; single-stranded DNA binding; ATP binding. The transcript is spliced from 11 exons. Lineage: Eukaryota; Metazoa; Nematoda; Chromadorea; Rhabditida; Rhabditidae. The record is from RefSeq and is a predicted model, not a curated record. Gene Ontology annotation, cellular component: mitochondrion. The annotation marks the transcript as partial.